Molecule: messenger RNA, 3840 nt
Organism: Cryptotermes secundus
Lineage: Eukaryota; Metazoa; Arthropoda; Insecta; Blattodea; Kalotermitidae
Product: anoctamin-7
Exons: 17
Coding region: 292-3030 (912 amino acids)
Biological process (GO): chloride transmembrane transport
Cellular component (GO): plasma membrane
Molecular function (GO): chloride channel activity; protein dimerization activity
Source: RefSeq, a predicted model, not a curated record
UCUGACUGGGGCUCGAACCCGGACCAUCGCGGUGGGAAGCCAGCGACUAACCGCCUGAGCUAUUUAGCUUACUGCAGGAGCACUGACGCUGGUAACAACACGGGGGAACUGAACACCGGAAGGGCUAAACAGAGUCCAUUAGGAUCUCAUUAUCAUUGUGUUCUGUUCCUGCCCUGGAUGGGGAUCAGACUGUCGCAAAGGCUGCGACUCGGACCUACGGUACAGCGACCAGCGGAGGCCCUGUGCACCAGGGCACAGCACCCCGGAAGCAGAGCAUGAGAUCGUGACGUCAUGUCACUCAGUCGUUGCCAGCUACACCGCGGUGAGCGCUUCGAACUGACGAGCGCGCAGUUCACAGUGGAGCGAGGCUACGGCAGCAUCGUGCAGCAGGAUGACGAAGACUCUGACCAGGGCCUCAUCAUGCGGGAGAGUUUCCCCACCUACCCGGAGCCCACAACCACUGACGACAGUUCCACCUUCUUCCGGGAUGGGCGCCGGAAGAUUGAUUUCGUGUUGGUGUACGAAGAGAAUACCAGACGUUCCAGACGGUCCACGUUGCUGGAGACAUCUGGCGACAGGAAGACCAACAAGCUGGACACAUGGCGCCAGCGUUUCAUGGCCAACCUAAGGCGCGAGGGCCUCGACAUGGAGGAGGAGGUGAUUGAGACCAGCAACAAGAAGCUGCUAUGCUUCAUUAAGCUCCAUGCCACAUGGCCCAUUCUGUGCCACUAUGCAGAGGAGAUGAACAUGCGUGCACCGUUGCAGGCUCAUCCAAACCCAUCAGUGAACUGGUCACAGCUGGUUCUUAAGGCACUCAGGCUGCCCAACAUAAUGCAUGAAGAAGUCCCCAACAAGCCACUGGACUACUACACCUGUCCAUUCAAGAAGUCCAAGCUGGACAGGUUCCUGGGCUGUGACGAUAGGGAGAACUACUUCACAAAUGUGCAGCGAGGGCGCAUUCUGUAUGAGAUCCUCUCCACUGCCCUGUUUGGCAAGAAGAAGAAGGGUGAGGUCGGAAUAGACCGGCUGGUAGAGGAAGGAGUGUUCUCUUCUGCCUUCCCCCUACAUGAUGGCCCGUAUGAAGUUAGGAAGAAGAAGGGUGUCACUGAGAACGCUCUGAAUGCUCGGCAGGUGCUGUACGAAUACUGGGCACGCUGGGGGAAGUGGUACAAAUAUCAGCCUCUGGACCAUAUUCGGGAGUACUUUGGGGAGAAGAUUGCCAUCUACUUUGCGUGGUUGGGGUUCUACACAGGAUGGCUACUGCCAGCUGCACUGGUUGGCCUCCUGGUGUUUCUGUAUGGUCUAUGUACAAUGCACUCCAACCAGCUGGCUGCAGAGGUGUGCAACAGUGGGGGAGAGUUCAACAUGUGUCCACUCUGUGACAUCGAUGUGGGCUGCAACUUCUGGAACCUGAGUGAGGUGUGCAGCUAUGCGCAGCUUGCAUAUCUGUUUGAUCACCCAGGCACAGUAUUCUAUGCUGUGUUCAUGUCCUUCUGGGCUGUGACAUUCCUGGAGUACUGGAAGCGUAAGUCAGUGAGCUUGGCACACCACUGGGAUUGCAUGGGCUUCCAAGAGGAAGAAGAGCGUCCACGUCCAGAGUUUGCUGCCCGGGCACCCUUCCUGGAGCGGAACCCUGUCACUGGAAUACAAGAGCCCAGCUUCCCCAGCUCACUGCGCAACAAGAGGGUAGCGGCCGGCAUUGGCAUCAUCUUCCUCAUGAUCUCACUCGUCAUCAUCUUCAUUGUGGCAGUCAUCAUCUACCGUGUGCUGGUGUCCAUCCCGCUCUUCCAAAACUCCACCUUCAGGGCACAGGCCCAGGCCAUUGCCAACAUGACAGGUGCUGUAGUGAACCUGAUCCUCAUCAUGGCAAUGAGCCGUGUGUACGAGAAACUGGCCUUCCGACUCACUACCUGGGAGAUGCACCGUACCCAGACCGAGUUUGAUGACAAUCUCACCUUCAAAGUAUUCAUCUUCCAGUUCGUCAACUUCUACUCCUCAAUCUUCUAUAUUGCCUUCUUCAAAGGCCGCUUUGUUGGCUACCCUGGCAACUAUACUCGCAUCCUUCGGCUGCGCAACGAGGAUUGCAGUGCAGGGGGGUGUCUGAUUGAGCUGGCCCAGCAGCUGGCAGUGAUCAUGAUUGGAAAACAGAUCAUCAACAAUGCCCAGGAGAUCUUUGUGCCCAAAAUGAAAGCAUGGUGGCAGAAGAAGCAGGUCCAGUUGUCCAAGAUGCACAGAACAAGGUGGGAAGAGGACUACCAGUUGAUUGACAGUGAGGGACUCUUCCAGGAGUACCUGGAGAUGGUUCUCCAGUUUGGGUUCAUUACUAUCUUUGUGGCUGCCUUCCCUCUGGCUCCACUGUUUGCGCUGUUGAACAACUGGGUGGAGAUACGGCUGGAUGCACAGAAGUUUGUAUGCGAGACAAGACGCAUUGUGGCAGAACGGGCAGAGAAUAUUGGCAUCUGGUUCAAGAUCCUGGAUAUGCUGGCUCACCUGGCAGUUAUCAGCAAUGCAUUCCUGAUUGCCUUUACAUCAGAAUUCCUGCCAAAACUGUUGUACCAAUAUGAGUAUGACUGGAACUUAGUGGGAUAUGUCAACUUCACCCUGGCCUAUGCCCCACCAGAGACUAUGCCCCAGCAAUGCCGGUACCGUGGUCUGCGAGAUGAGAGGGGCAACCACACUCCCUUCUUCUGGCGAUUACUGGCUGUGAGGCUUGCCUUUGUCAUUGUGUUUGAGCAUGUGGUGUUCGGGAUUUGCCGCAUGAUCGAUGUACUGGUGCCCGAUAUACCCGAGAGCCUGGAACUGAAGAUCAAGCGUGAGCGGUAUCUAGCAAAGCAGGCCCUUCAGGACUCCGACACCUUCAUGAAGGUUGCUGCACGAAAGGAAGAUGACGAUGAUGAUGACCCACUUCCAAAUGGCGGGAUGGUUCUGGAUUUAACUGCAGAGCUAGGGACUCUACCCCUUGCAGAAACAAAAGAUGGCUCAACAUCAUGCCACCUAGAUGGCCAGCUACCAGAGCCAGAAUGCCAUUGAGCCGAGACAAAGACAUUCACCUUAGAAGAGGAGCUACUCCACUUUGUGUCAGACACACUGACAGACAAACUCUAUGGUGCUGUACUAACCUAUUUCAGUUACCAAUACUGUACAUAAGAUUAACACUUGAUUCCUUCCUUGUAGCACAAGUUGACAUUCCACAUCAAUGAAGCGUCAUAUUUUCCAGUUUAUAUAAAAGCAUACAAUAUGGGAACUUCAUUUACAUGCAUUCACUUCUUAGAGUAACAAAAAAACAGAAUAUACAAACACAUCAUCUCUGCUAUCAGAGGAGUUGGUAGACAACUCUGGGGCAUAUGCCAACAAUCUCCAUGCCUGAAAUACCACUGUCUUCCAUAGCUCAUCCUCCUCGAUUUCUUUCAUGUCCUUUCUUCCUUCCUUCAGUAUGUCAUCUUUCCUAACUUGUUCCCAUCUUGAUUUUGGUCUUCCUCUUGGGUAUUCUCCUUUUAGUUUCAUGCUCAAAACUAUGUGUGGGAUUCUCUCAUGGCCAUGUCAUAUUAUUCUGUAAUUUGUCUUAUGUAUUUAUCCCCAGAUUCUGAUUGAAUUGCUUAUUAUUCUCUUUAUUCUGGGUUUUCCUUCUGCACUUCACAAAAAUUUCAUCCCAGCUGCCAUUACACACCCUACAUAAAUACUUUGCACUCUUCUGUGAGGAAAGGUGAGUAUGGAACUUUGCAGUAGAUGUUACAGUGAUGUCAUACAUUUUGUAACAAGCAGGAAUGCGCCACAGCUCAAGCGGUUAGUCACUGGCUUCCUACCAUGGUGGCCCGGGUUCAAUCCCGGGUCUGGUCAAGU